AUGCAGCAGAAGAGUCAGGCGGACCGGCGGGCGGCGGCGGGCCUGAAGGAGCUGCAGCAGGCGCUGCAGCAGAGUCUGGACGAGUGCAGGCAACUGAAGGAGAAACUGGCUAAAACCGAGGCUGAGCUCAACUCCUCAGUGGAAGAGCUCUUCCAGGUGAAGAUGGAGCGGGAGCAGUGCCAGACGGAGAUCAGAGACCUGCAGGACCAGCUGUCAGAGAUGCACGACGAGCUGGACAGCGCCAAGAGGGCCGCCGCUGACGGAGAGAAAGACGCACUCAUGGCGGACAUGAUGCAGCUGAAGGUGGAGAUGCAGGAAGUGGUCAUUGCCAAAGAGGAGCUGGAAGAACUGUUGAGGAGGCGAGAAAGGGAGCUGGCAGCCCUCAAAGGAGCUUUGAAGGACGAAGUGGCCGCUCACGAUCAGGAGGUGGACAAGAUGAAGGAGCAGUACGAGAAGGAAAUAAGCCGGCUGCAGACGUCUUUGGAGGAGGCCAAGCAGGUAAUCAUCCUCCCUUCUCUCUCCUCCUCCAGGAGCGCAGCCUGUCACAGAGCGGCGUGAGAUAAGCGCACCAUGAGGGGAGCUGAUAGCGCCGCCAUAUGUUUGUUGUCAGGCCUCGGCGUUGUGCUUUAAAGCAGCACAGUUUGAUCUGGUCACCAUUUUCACAGGCAGCAGGGGUUUGUAGAUUAGCAGGGUUUGCUAAAGUCAGAGGCCGGCUCGUCUUUUACAGGAGAGAGGAGUCGGUGAUGCGUUUUUUAUUUCAUCACUUUGCUGUCUAUUUUAUUGGGAUGUUGGAGAAAACCCACAGAAUAACAGACCAACAGUAAUCACCAAACAGCUUUAAUGAAGUUAAAUUACACACAGAUGGACUUUAUUUACUGAUGAGGUGACUUCUGAACAGAUUCACUGUAUCUGCUGAAGUAAAGACAUCCCCACAUUAUGAUGCUGCCACCACCAUGCUUCACUGGUCUCCUUAAACCAGACCUCCAUCUUUUACAUGUUUGCUCUCCACCUACAUGGACUAGAUAUCUUGAUUUAUAAUUUACUGAAAUUAUAAGUUUUGAGUGCUUUAGCCCUUUGUUUAAACCAGAAGUGUCCAAA
Molecule: messenger RNA, 1098 nt
Organism: Poecilia latipinna (sailfin molly)
Lineage: Eukaryota; Metazoa; Chordata; Actinopteri; Cyprinodontiformes; Poeciliidae
Product: cingulin-like protein 1
Exons: 4
Coding region: 1-558 (185 amino acids)
Biological process (GO): protein localization to cell-cell junction
Cellular component (GO): myosin complex; bicellular tight junction
Source: RefSeq, a predicted model, not a curated record